UGCUCCCUAACGCAGUCGCCGCAGCCGGCCGGGAAUGGCUCAUGCUUGGCUGAUACCCCUCGGUACUCCAAUCAGCUAAUUGCCUAAACCCCCAUGUGGCCGUUGGGCAUGGGGCUUGCGAUCCACGAAUCGAGUUGCGGAAGGCUAGCCUAGACCACGCUAACCUCGACCCCUUCCUUCGUCUCAAGUCCGUUCAUUUGCCGACAAGAGCGAUGCGGCCUUGUCAAGGCGAGAGGGGAAACUUAAAAACUGUCGAAGGAAAAUGAGAAGGAUUUCAUUUGAAAGCUAUUUUCGAAAAAAUCUCCUAGUUUAACAAUAGAGCCUUUGAGAUGGGAGAAGAUACUGCGUUCUUCUUCGCCCGCUAGAGCCAUCGGCGGCGCCCUCAGGACACGCGCAGCGCACCACCGAGGGAGGGGGAGCCGGAAGUCGCUCCCUUUCUGGGAACUCAGCUGGCCGUGACGUCAUGUCCGAAAUUUGUUUGAUUUCGUGCUGGCUCCACUUUGGACACUUCCGCAUUGCCUGCAGUGAGAGGGGGCCUCACCCCGCACUACUCUCGGAUAGGCUUGAGGGCUUCUCAUGGGCAGUAAAGCAUUUUCUCCCACUGGACCCGACGCCAGGAAUACCUUUACCAACUGAGCUGAUGCCACUUGCAUGGAAAGAAGCAGCAGAGACCACCUUUCUCUGGAGAAAUAAGUGUCUAAGAAGGUGGACUUUCUGCAAUAUCUCUGUGAGCCCAGGAAUGCAGACUUGGAAAAAAUACUAUCUCCAUCGCUCAAAACUUGAGUCUAAGAUGACAUCAGGACAGCCUUCUGCUGAUUAUACAUGUAAAGCUAUGAGAGGACACAAUGGAGUGAUACAUGAUAUGGCUUAUCUAUCAGCAAAUGACCAUACGUUUGCAACAGGAGAAGUAAAUUCCACUAUAUGUACUGCAUCUUCUGAUGGCACAGUCAGGGCAUGGAAUGUCCAAGAGGGUACGCAGAUUUGGUCAAGUCCCCAACAGGAAGUUCCACUAGUAAAUAUUAUCACAUUUCCUGCAUUUAACCUGGCAGCUACAGCAGACAGGCAGGGGACAAUCAAACUCUGGCAUGGGACUACAGGGGAAGAGCUUUCAACUUUUUCAGUGUUAUCUUCUUCAUGCUCUAUGGCGGCCUACACAAUAAAGAAUAACCCAUUCUUAACGGUAGGCACUGGAAAAGGCAUACUUUAUACCUUGGCAGCAACUGAUCUAAGUCAAAUUUUAUACAAAAACGUGUUUCAGAACUGUGGUAUGGAGUUGUCUUUGUGUUCACCGGAUGGGCAAUGGAUAGUUGUUUGUCCUACCUGUACUGCUUUUUCACCAAAGGUAUUUUACACACAUUGUGCAACUCACCCAGAAGAUGAUGAAUUGAUGCUAUCUAGUCCUUUACCAAUCACAAAUUGUCAUGUGAUGUGCUGGUUACCAGCAGAAUCAGCAAGAAUUACCAUUUUGCACAAAAACGAGAGGAUGUUUCACAUUGUUAGCUUUGAUAUAGUAAUUGAGAAGUCUAAAUAUAAAAAGAAUGUUACAGCUCAACAGGUUGCAAGCUUCACACUGCCAGCCCAAGAGAUGAUAAUUAUGAAAGGAUUUGGCAAACAAACUCUUCUUAUAGCAGCUGGACCAAAACUGACAGUAUACUCUCUGAGCGGGACUGUACUGAUGGCUUUCGAGGAUCACCAUAAGAUUAUUACAUCCAUUUGGGUGGAUCCUUUUCAUGUUGUGACAUCCUCCAUGGACCUUUCACUCCGUGUAUACUCCUGGAAAAAUGACAACAAAUCCUCUUUGUUGACCAGUUGCUAUCAUUUAUUGGGAGGAUCUCACAGAUGGUCAAGUGGCUUCAAAUCUGUGGCAUGUGAUGAUGUCAGCAUUGUUGGAAUAGUGGCUGGAACUGAUGGCAAAGACAUCCUAAGAGCAUAUUCCUUUCAUCUGUAAGACUUCCAUGCACUUCUGCUUCACUGCUAAACCUUAUCCACCAAGUUGUCCAACUCAAAUAAUAGAAGCAUGACUGAAACCACAAGUACAAAUAAAUGACUUAAGUGAUCAAUUACCUUUCUUCUUUUCUAACAACUGAUUUGACUAGAUUCCACAUCUUAACCUGGAAAAGACCCACAAGAGCUCUGUUUGGCUUUAUUAAGUAUUUAAUUAGGAGAGCUUCUAUAUAUGUAUGUAUUUAUAUACAGUACUGUGCAAAAGUUUUAGGCAGGAGUGAAAAAA
Messenger RNA from Python bivittatus (Burmese python), 2230 nucleotides. RefSeq names its product F-box and WD repeat domain containing 12 (gene FBXW12). NCBI's taxonomy places the organism in Eukaryota, Metazoa, Chordata, Lepidosauria, Squamata, Pythonidae. The record is from RefSeq and is a predicted model, not a curated record. Gene Ontology annotation, cellular component: cytoplasm. Gene Ontology annotation, molecular function: protein binding.